UAUAACUAUGUAACACGAUCACUGAUAGCCCCCCAUAGGUCGUUUGAAGAUCAAGCAACACUCAAGCAUAUUUGCAGGAAUAACUGUGCCGUAGAGGUUAUUAAAAUGGCAAGACUUCCAAAACGGAUUGACAGAGACUGUCUGAAGAAAUUCCUUGAUAGUUUUGAUAAUGUUCUAACAGACUGUGAUGGUGUUUUGUGGGCUGGUGAUAUGAUCAUUGGACAAGCUAAUGAGGCUCUAAACAAGCUUCGAGCCCUUGGGAAAAAAGUAUUUUAUGUUACUAAUAACUCUACCAAAUCUAGAGAGGAAUAUGUGGAAAAGUGCAGAGGUUUGGGAUUUAUUGCAGAGAAGGAUGACAUAAUUAGUUCCUCCUUUGUGACAGCUCAGUACCUGAGCCAGCUGAAAUUUAACAAGAAAGUAUAUGUUAUUGGAUCAAGUGGAAUUACUAAAGAGUUGGAUGAAGUGGGAAUAUCUUACAUAGGAGCUGAGCCAGAUCCACUUGUUGAGAACCCUGUCUUCCGUCUGAAAGACACAGUUCAAUUAGAUCCAGAUGUAGCAGCUGUCGUUGUGGGCUUUGAUGGUCAUUUCAGCUUCCCAAAAAUUAUGAAAGCUGCUUCUUAUCUAGAAAACAAGGACUGUCUUUUCAUUGGUACUAACACUGAUGAGAGAUUUCCCAUAGGGAAGAGUGGCUUAGUCUUUCCUGGGACUGGAUGUCUACUAAAAGCUGUUGAGACAGUAGCUGAGCGCCCACCUAUUAUUAUGGGAAAACCUUCAGGACUGAUGUUCACAGUUAUUAGUAGCAAGAAUAGUCUGGACCCAUCACGUACCUUGAUGAUUGGUGACCGAUGCAACACUGACAUACUCUUUGGCAAAAACUGCGGUUUGAUUACACUGGUUGUUUUGAGCGGUGUCACUGAGAUGGAACACCUUGAGGCUUGGGGUGCAAGUGAGGAUGAAGAACAGCACAAGUUGUUGGCUGAUUACUACCUUCCAGAAAUUGGUGAUAUUUUGACUUUAAUCAAUGAAAAUUAUAGAGGGUAAAAUUAAACCAGAUUAAUAUAUAUAUGCCAGCCAUGUCAGAGCUAAGAAAUGAUCUAGUUGGUCUGGUUAAACUGUCCUUCAUAACUAAACUAUUCAUUAUAGAUAAUUAUUAUUUAUAAUUUUUCCCUUUAUUUCAAGCCACUUAAGCAGUUUGUUGUGGAGUGUUUUAAACAAAAUGUUCUCAAUUGAAAUUUUCCAUUAUGUACUGUAAUAAUUUGGUUGUUACAAUGGAUUUAAUGAAUACUACAUAGUAAAGUUU
This is a messenger RNA of Macrobrachium nipponense, 1300 nucleotides long. RefSeq names its product glycerol-3-phosphate phosphatase-like. Gene Ontology annotation, molecular function: phosphatase activity. NCBI's taxonomy places the organism in Eukaryota, Metazoa, Arthropoda, Malacostraca, Decapoda, Palaemonidae. The record is from RefSeq and is a predicted model, not a curated record. The transcript is spliced from 6 exons. Bases 106 to 1041 code for a protein of 311 amino acids.